CACCAAAACAAAGCGAAGAAGAAGCAGAUCGUAGAAGAAGAAGCGCCAGUAUCCGUAGCCGCGGCGGACCCGGACUUAAGCCAGAACUCUUUCCUGAGUUUGCCUCUGUCAGGGGAAUGCGGCCCCGGCCGGAGCAGCUCCCGCUUCUGUAACAGACCGUAUCAGGCUGGAGUCCUGGGAGGAGGUGCCAUGGGCCUGCGCAGUGGGGGGGCCUGGUCCCUGGUGGUCCUGGCCGCUGUGCUACUCUCUGCUGCUCUGCUCUACCUGUACGUGGGCUCGGCCCAGCGGAUGGACCAGAGGCUGCUUUAUCCCAAAGGGGGGUGUGAACCGGGACACUUCAGAUUACCAACACAGAGGAACUGCACCCCCUGGCUCCGGUGCUCACACAUCCACACAGAAGUCCGCCCGCUGAAGCUGAUUGGACAAGGAGCUGUGAAGAAGGUCUACCUGGCGGAGUGGAGACAUCAAAAAGUGGCUUUGGCUAAACUUUCCUCCCCGGACUUCCUGCAGGACUUCCUCCACGGCCUGUCCAUGCUGCGGGCCCUUCAGGGCCGGCACGUGGUGCAGCUGCUGGGCUUCUGCCUGGAGGAGCCCGCGCUGGUCACAGAGUACCACCCCCACGGCUCCCUGCUCAACCUGGACACGGUUUUAGCCAGGGAGCAGUAUGAGCAGCAGAACAAGUGGCCCAUGCGGCUGAGACUAGCCAUGGAUUACGUUAGCAUCCUCCAGUACCUCCACAGCAGCCCGGCGGGGGGGCGGGUCAUGUGUGACUCCAGCAGCCUGGACAAGACGCUGUCCCAGUUCCUCCUGAGCAGCCACUUCCACCUGGUGGUCAACGACCUGGACGCCCUGCCCCAGGUGGACCCGUCCAGAGGCCUCCUGGUCAAAUGUGGCCACCGGGAGCUGACGGGAGACUUCGUGGCCCCAGAACAGCUGUGGCCCUUCAGAAACACGGGGAGGCCCUUCUCAGACAGUCACAUGCCCCCCUACGACGAAAAGACCGACAUCUGGAAGAUCCCAGAUGUGACACGGUUCAUCAUGGGGACAGUACCUGGGGGGGAUUUAGUCCAUUUCCAUCUUUUCCAGAUCCAUAAGGAAUGUAAGAGGAAUGAUCCCAGGAGCCGGCCCUCAGCUCUGGACGUCCUGAGGGCGUACGCGGCAGUGUACAGCUCCAUGGUGCGGGACAGCUCUGGCAUUCGGGACAUGCUGUAGGAGGGGUUCAUGACUAAAAGCACCCUUUAAAGCAUGCAAGGUGCAGGUCUAGUGAGUUCUGAAUUCUAAAUAAAGCAAUGGUAUUUUCUUAUUAAAUUGUUGUGUAGAAAUGGUUGGUGACAUUUUUUGUGUUUCUUUUUAAACGGGUUUCAAAAUACAGCGAACAACUCUCUGUGCUGUGGAACAGUCUGAACGCUCCAUUUGAAUCUAGUUUAAGGACCUAAACAUUUGAACCAUUUGGUUUUUAGUGGAUAACAAAAAGCACUCAAACAUCCUGGAACUCAUCUUUAAAACCGAGGACAUAGAACAUAAAUUCACACCUGAUGUACAGUUAGCAAAGAGCUGACUGAAGCCUUUCCUUUGGAUUUGUAAUAAAGCCGGACUAAACUGCUGGCCGCUCUAAUUUGUGAAUGAAAGAAAAGCAGCACUUUGAGGCCUCCCCUGACCUCCUGAUGACCAACAGAACCCUCAAACCCCAGUCACCACCUCAACUACACAACUGUCUGCAGACCUCAUCCACACCGUCCAAAAGGUGUGGGAAACGCUCUCAGAGACUGAGACGUGCACUGUGAGUGUAUCCAGACUGUGUGAGUGUAUCCAGACUGUGUGAGUGUGU
Menidia menidia (Atlantic silverside) is the source of this 1828-nucleotide messenger RNA. The record is from the annotation of a GenBank genome assembly. NCBI's taxonomy places the organism in Eukaryota, Metazoa, Chordata, Actinopteri, Atheriniformes, Atherinopsidae.